UCAGGCAUGACAGACAUUUUAACACUUGUGUUUCGGACUUUUCUGUCACAAACGGAUGUAAAGAAGGACCUCAAAGUCGCUCCGCCAUCACCGACGACCUGCAGCACACUGGUGGUCGGCGACCACAGCAUCAGCCGCUCUUUGCUGCUGCUGGCGGCCGUGACAGCCGCCUCAGAGAUGGGGGUGAAAGUGCUGUUCUUCACCCAAACACAGAUUCAGAGCCUUCCGGUGUCCCUGCAGAAAUGUGUUCCCGGCCUGAGCCCGGAGAGUCUAAAGAAAAUCAAGUUUUCCUAUCCCAGGACAGUGAAGGAGCUCUUGCAGCAGGUGGCCAGUCUUCACGAGUCCACCAAUACGUCUCCCACACCUCCCUCACUGAUCAUAGUAGACAGGCUGGAGGGCUACCUGUGUGGUCCAGGAGGUGGCAGACACAGUGGAUUUCACCCAGGAGAGCAGUCCUGCGCUGCACACCUGUCUGCGCUGCUGUGCGACAGUGCUGCCUUCCUCACCCAACUCCUGAGACAACGCUCCCCGAGCUCGGCCCCCUGCCGUAUCAUCGCCUCUUUCCAGUCAGAAGUGGACACUGGGCACGCCGGCGGGGAGGCCUCUGCCGGACAUCCCAUCCUUGAUGUUCUUGAUCGCUAUUUCCAGGUACGCUGUACCCUGGACCGAGACAGGAGCUACGAAGCCACAGCAGCUGGACUGCAGGAGGUGUGGCACAUUUACCUUUUUGGGACAGGCAUCACAGAGGCUUCUUCUACCAAAGACUGUGAGGACAGACCACCUGUAGCCCAAGAGUGGCAGCUGUUCAUUUUUCCUGAUGGUUUAAUGGAGUUUAAGUUGGUCUGAAAAUAUCUUUAUCAAAGACUUUAGCAGUGGGGGAGUAAUUGAAGGUCAAUUUGUUCACUGAAGGAGUAGUUCUGUUCUGAGAAAAUGCUUGUUUCCAGCGACGAUGAGAUGUACUGCAGUAUAAUAGGCCUUAGUUACUGUUACUCGUCAUCUUCUAAGUUGAGCAGAUCUUCAUGAGAAUUCUUUCGUGAGCAAAAGGAUGUUUUCAGCCAUGCCUUUCCAUUCAUUUAACAGAGCAGUUCUUGCCUUCACUUUGACUCUCUUGACUCCUCUGGUACAACGUCAUGUGAUAAAAACCAAACCUUGUUGCCUUAUCACUGAUACAGCAUGAAUUAAUCUGAUGUUCACCCUUUCAGCUGUCAGUUAACAGGACCACAGUAGUUGUAGAUAUACAACAUUUAAUGAGUUGAAUUUUUAAAUGACAUAAAGCUUUGGUAAACACAUGAAUAAAAUUUACAUAGACA
Molecule: messenger RNA, 1310 nt
Organism: Siniperca chuatsi (mandarin fish)
Lineage: Eukaryota; Metazoa; Chordata; Actinopteri; Centrarchiformes; Sinipercidae
Gene: swsap1
Product: SWIM-type zinc finger 7 associated protein 1
Exons: 2
Coding region: 7-846 (279 amino acids)
Biological process (GO): double-strand break repair via homologous recombination
Cellular component (GO): Shu complex
Molecular function (GO): single-stranded DNA binding
Source: RefSeq, a predicted model, not a curated record